Coregonus sp. 'balchen' is the source of this 1422-nucleotide messenger RNA. NCBI's taxonomy places the organism in Eukaryota, Metazoa, Chordata, Actinopteri, Salmoniformes, Salmonidae. The record is from the annotation of a GenBank genome assembly.
AUGGAGGACUCAGAGACUGACUUGACUUCGUCUGAACAGGACGCACUUGGGGCAGACUUCAUCACGGUGGAACUGGACACCCAGCCCAUAGAAUAUGUUGUCAAGUGGGCUGAGGUCGGGUCCAAGUUCACAAUAUCCUGUGUGAAAAAGGAGGCGGACGAGGGGUCUGGCCUAAAUCUGGAGCAUGUGAAGGCAGAGCCAGAUGAGCCCUUCUUUGCCCAAUAUGAAGAGGAGUUCCCUGGCUGUGAGAUAGCAGAACAGAGUGUUGUAGUAAAGACGGACGACUCGGAUGAGGAUGACCACACUGAGCCAGGGAGUAGCCAGCUGGUCCCUGUUGGAGAUGGCUCUGAUUCGGGCUCAGAGAAAGGGGAAUAUAUCUCACCAGGGGGAUACUACAGCUGCAACUACUGUGGGAAGUGCUACAGUCAUUCCUCGAGCCUCUCAAGACACCAGCAAUUGCAUACGGGAAAGGCACCCCCACCCCCAAACAAGCAAACCGAUAUAGGGUCAGGUGAGGGGAACAAAUACAAAUGCACGCAGUGUGCAAUGCGAUUCAAAAGCAGAAGAGCUCUCGGAACUCACCUGAGAACACAUCGGGGAAUGCGAGUUUACCCAUGCAACAUCUGUGGGAAGGAUUUUAACCACAGCUCCAGCUUGUCGCGUCAUAGGCUCAUCCACAAAAAAGGGAAGGGUAUUCCCUCUGGUGUCAUACCUGCUGAAAUAAAUUAUGUCCGCCGCCCACCUGGCAGCAGGAAAAAGAAGAAGCAGGCUGGUGAGAAGAAGAUCCCUGGCGACAAGAAGUUCCCUACUGAGAAGAAGUUCCCUAUCGGGAAGAACCUCCCUGGAGAGAAAUUCUACGCAUGUACACAAUGUGAUAUGACCUUCAAGAACUCCAUUGGCCUCUCGAAACACCAGGUCUCUCAUGUAAAGGACCUGCUGAAUAACUAUGCCCAGGGUAAAGACAGUCUCACCAAGUCCUCAGACUUGAAAAUACGCCUCAAGUUGUGCUCGAGGGACAAACCCAACUUUUACACCCUCUGUAAGAAGAACAAGCGGUCAAGAGCUGCCAAGCGCCAGCGCCAAGCAUCAGUCUCUGAGGAAGAGGAAGGACCAUAUGCAUGCGAGCAGUGUGACAAGCGCUUCAGCCAAGUGCAGAGCCUCGUCAGGCACCAGCAAAUGCACAAAGGAGACAAGUUCAGCUGCUCUUACUGUAAAAAGACCUUCACCAGGUUGUCCAACCUCCACCACCAUGAGAGAUCUCACUCCACACGGGGGAAUUACGAAUGCACCACCUGCAGCAAGACAUUUGUGCACUCGUCCAGCUACUCCAGGCACAAGCGGCAGCACGCAGAGGAGGAGGAGGAGGCCCGCCAGCAGAAGGGCAUAGAUGAGAUGGAGCCACUUGAUUCAGACUCUGAGUGA